UUGUUCGUGAUUGUUUAUUUGCAUAAAUGUGUGGCCCACUUAUGUUUGUGGGUGUUUCCCACCUAUAGUCCCUCUGCGACGCUGUCAUGCAAUGCAGUGAGACACCCGGGUGACUUUAGGACCCAGUGAGAGACACCCAGGGGGCGCGGCAAUAUUUUUAAUCUGACCACAGAACCUGUUAGCUUACUCUUGCUUCCUCUAAGACAGUUCACACGUUCCCUCACAAUAGUUCCUUGAUGUGACAGUUGCAAUAGAGAAGUGCUCUGUGCAGCAGCAAACAGAAGCGCCACGGCCCCUGAACCCAAGCCUCGGCGACCCUAAUCCAUGACCCCUGGAUGAGGACCUUGGUGUCCUGACAUGACAGGUGUGAGAGGUGCCCUAUCUCAGGCAGUGUACAGCCAGCCAUGGAGCAGCAGGCCAGGAUACUGAGGAGCCUCCUGCCCCAGCUGGAGAGACAGGAGGCUGUGGACGAGCAGGCACCGAAUGGCAUUGCCGGGGAGUUUGCGAGGUUGAAAAGCCUGUCAACCAAGUACCGCACUGACAAGACCUACCCCACCAAGACAGCAGAGAAGCAGGAGAACAUCAAGAAGAACCGAUACAAAGACAUUGUUCCCUUUGACCACACCAGAGUAAAGCUCACUCUCACCACAGCUAAAAAUGACUCGGAAUACAUCAACGCCAGUUUCAUCAAGGGAGCGUCAGGUUCAAGGGCCUACAUUGCUACUCAGGGUCCUCUGCCUCACACAGUACUGGACUUCUUGAGGAUGCUUUGGGAGUACAAUGUAAAGAUCAUAGUGAUGGCCUGUCGAGAAUUUGAGAUGGGAAAGAAAAAGUGUGAACGCUACUGGCCACAGAAACAAGAGCCGCCAUUUGUUUGUGACCCUUUUACAGUUUACUGUGAUUCUGAGGAAAACAAAGGAGAUUAUCUGACAAGGACGUUAAGGGUGACUUAUCGCAACUGUAGCCGAACUUUGAAACAGCUGCACUAUUACAACUGGCCAGAUCAUGGCGUACCGGACUCCAUCCCUCCCAUUCUGGACAUGUUGCAUGAGAUGCGUUCCUAUGAACCCAAUGAUGACCUCCCCUUUUGCAUCCACUGCAGUGCUGGCUGCGGUAGAACAGGAGUCCUGUGUGUCAUUGAUUAUACCUGGAACCUCCUGAAGAAACAGAUGAUCACUCUGGAUUUCAAUAUCUAUGACUUAGUUCAAAACAUGAGAACCCAGAGGCACUCCAUCGUUCAAACCAAGGAACAAUAUGAGCUAGUGUACAGAACCAUCAAGUUGCUGUUUGAGAGAUAUCUGCAGUCCGUGGAUGCACAGAGCCGCAGAAAUGAGGUGACGACAGUCCCGUCCGCCAUCACGCCUGACACUGAAAGCGAGCUCUCUGACCUGAGGGAGGAGUCGGAUUUGCAGCCACAAUUCCAGCACCUGCUCGAUGAGGAGAGGGAUGUUCUGCUUCAGUUCCACACUCCCUUGCCUUCAGAAAAUCCCAUUACCUCGAGAGCCAAGGAUGUGCAGAGGGACCAGGAGCAAUGGUUCCUACUCCAGACCCUUCCUGAGUCCAGCCAGGCCUCACAGGAGGGACCCAGGACCUCCAUCACACUGGUGCACACCAACCAGAGAGCCCCUCCAGUAGAGGGAAGGAUACAGGAGAGCGACGACGUGCCGUCACUGAACCCUCCGCCUUCACCGGCUGUGGCAGCAGCCAUUUGUCUGAUGGUGGAAGACCCCUACUUUGACACCCCAAUGAGCUCCCCAUCAUCAGAGGAGGCACCGAUGGACUCUACCAUAGACGGAAAACAAUGGCCAGCUAGUCCCAUCUUCAGCAUGCCCUCAUUGUGUCUGAAUGACCACACUCUGGAGCUCAACUCAGGAACUGAGGAGGUACCUCCUCCCCUACCUCAACGAACCCCUGAAUCCUAUGUGAUGGCGGUGGAUGCAGAGCACCCAGAUCCCUGUGAAAGGUUAAUGGUUAUCAUUCCACCCAAUGCUGCUGCUGAGGCAGUCAGGGAGUUGGGAGGUGAGAAAAGCAGCCCCCCCUCACCCGUCCCCCCACUUCCAGAGAGAACACCAGAAUCCUUUGAGUUGGCCCUUGAUCAAGCUCCUGUGGAGCAGAAGUCGGAGGUCACACCUGCAGUGAACCUGAACAGAAUAGGAAUGUCCUCAGAGUGGUCUGGUGACUCAAAGCCAGCUGUCACCGGGUCUCAGAGUGAGACCAAACCGUGGCUGAGGAGUAAGAGUCUGAAAGCAAAAAUGACCUUCACAGCAGUAACACACCCUGAUCUUGCAUCAAGUCGAACUUCAAACCUCCCCUCUAACUGUCCACCUCUGGACCCACCGACUCCUCCGCUGCUUCCUCAGACUGAGGAGAGCCUGACUCCUCCACUUCCUGACAGAACCCCAGAGUCCUUCAUCCUCACCACAGAGGAGGUUCACGAGAGAACAGCGUGGCCCUUACCAAGGGUGGGCUUUUCAUCUGAGUGGGACGGCACUGCUCAGCCCAAGAGAUUCCUCGACGUUGUUAUGAGCAGGAGCAAGAGCGUUCGAGCUAAAAGUUCCAGACAAGAGCCCCUCACUGCAGCUCGGCAGCUCACUCCACCUCCUGUGGUUGUGGCUGGAGCAGGAAGUGCACAAGUCGGGCAGCAUGAUGUGAACCGCAGGCCGUCCCUGAACACGGAGACAUCAGGAAACAAAUCAGACAAAAGCAGCGAGAAGGGCAUGUCUCGAACAAAGAGUCUGAAGUUUUUUAGACACAAACUAAAACCUAAAACUGCCCCUCCGCCGCCUCCCACUCAACCUGGAACACCACCUCCAUCAAACGGUGCCUCAUCUUCAGUCUUCAAAUUUGGAUUUGGGAACCGUUUUGGAAAGCCAAAAGGCCCCAGGAGUUAUCCAGAGACCUGGGUUUGAUAUUUAGAGUCUCCAAAUAUCAAAAAUGGACCUGUUCUUCUAAUGAUGAUCAACAUAAUACAUUGCAUCGCUAAAGGACUCAUAUACAGUGGGCCUGAAAAGCACUGCGAGACAGCACAGCACAGUAGCACCCUCAGCAGCAGAGAACAGGAAGUGCUUUUUUUACCAGCUCUGAUGCACUGUACAGUAUAUGCACAGUACAUCAACUAAGGUUGAUUUUUAAUUAUGGCCUCAUUGAACAACAUGGACCGCCACUUGGACCAAUGACUUGAAUCUUGAGCCUCUAGAAUAAUUUGCUUGAAGUUUGACGCUUCUCGUUUUAACGCUCAAAGCAACGCUGUCAAACUCAAAUAGAUUUAGUUAUGUAUGUGUGUGAGUUUGUGCUUUUUUGGCAUAAAAUAAGAAAACGGGUAUAACGUUGCAUGUAGUUCAUCAGCAUAUCACUUUUUCUAUUAAAAAGACAACAAACUAAACAUCAUUCAAUGUACCAUGCGUGUCAUUUAGUCUCUGCCAUAAUUUACACAUCGCUGUGUGGUUUUUAAAUGAGUUUAAAAGCAUUGUCAACAUCUUAAAAUGUAUAUCUGAAGGUACAGCAAAUGCGAUGUAUACUGAAUAUGUAUAUGAUGCAACUGUACAGUUAAACCGUGUUACAUACACCGGUUACACACAAAAUUAUUUAUUAAAAAAUAUAGAAAGUCUA
Molecule: messenger RNA, 3609 nt
Organism: Sebastes umbrosus (honeycomb rockfish)
Lineage: Eukaryota; Metazoa; Chordata; Actinopteri; Perciformes; Sebastidae
Gene: ptpn22
Product: protein tyrosine phosphatase non-receptor type 22
Exons: 26
Coding region: 405-2909 (834 amino acids)
Biological process (GO): peptidyl-tyrosine dephosphorylation
Cellular component (GO): cytoplasm; nucleus
Molecular function (GO): non-membrane spanning protein tyrosine phosphatase activity
Source: RefSeq, a predicted model, not a curated record